CUUCCUUUCCUCCAGAGCUCUCUCUCCCUUCCUUCUCUCACUGACUCCAGGCUGAGUUCAACAGAUAGGAUGCUGUGCCUCAGCUCCCUGUCUACGCUCCUCGUCCUGCUUCUCCUCUACCCCCCUCCGCUGUCUGCACAGGAGGUGCUUGUACGUCUUGCAGGCGUAGGCCGACGCGGUGCAAACGAGGGACGCGUGGAGGUGUUCUACAAUGGAGCCUGGGGCACAGUGUGCGACGAUGAGGUGGACCUUAACCUGGCCAAUGUUGUGUGCCGACAGCUGGGCUUUCAGCGUAGCUUUACCUGGGCGCACAGUGCCAAGUUUGGCCAGGGAGAAGGUCUGAUCUGGUUAGACAAUGUGCACUGCAAGGGUACAGAGCUCUCCAUUGCAGAGUGUCGCUCCAAUGGUUGGGGAAUCAAUGACUGCACCCACGCUGAGGAUCUAGGGGUCAUUUGCAGUCCAGAAAGGAGAGCCGGUUUCCCUUCAGUCUCUUUGGAGGGAGCCCCUUCAUCAUCAAGGAACCAGCCGAGCCAGCAAAGACAGAGAAACCCGCCACCACCACCACCACAGUCUGCAUUACCCCCAGCUCCACCUGCAGCCCCAGCCUCUUCCUCUUCAAGAGGUCAUGAGAUUGCCCUCCAUCGCAACCCGACGUCUUCCCGCCGCAGCAGCAUCUCCCCGCAGGAAAAUGGCCAUGAGAUCCAGAUCUUGCGACGGAAUCGAGGCGGUUCGAGACCAAGCCAGCAGGUUAGCUCUGCGUUGCCACAAGGCCAUCAGCUACCUUCACGUCUGGCAAACGGCGCAGCCUACAGGCAGAGACAGGAGAGUUCGAGGACCAGUCCACAGGCAGUGAGACGGGAGGCCGAGGGGCAGACAAACAGGCAGCCUCAACCUCAAUCUCAAUCCCAGCGCCAGCCUGAGAGGAGGAAUCAUCAGCUCAGUGGGAACCAUGUUGAACCAGACCCAGUUUACCCAGACACGGGACUGGAGACUGAUACACAGUACAUACAGGGAUCUGAGAGGGUUCACUUAGAGGAGGCUCGUCUCCGGCCAGUGCUGACCGGCAACCAAGGGGGUCUGGUGACGGAGGGAGUGGUGGAAGUGAAGCAUGCUGGGAGGUGGCGUCAUGUGUGCAACCACGGAUGGGACAUGAGCAGCAGCCGUGUCGUCUGUGGCAUGCUAGGAUUCCCCGCAGCAGAAGCGUUUGACCAAAACGCCUACAGGAAACUGUGGGACUCCAAGUUGGCUGAUCCUUCGUCCAGACUGAGCUCCCAGGUUGGUAAGAAGGCUUACUGGGUGGAGAAGGUCCAGUGUCAAGGUGUGGAGGCAUCUUUGUCGCAGUGUCAGGCCCAGCUGUCCCUCCCCAGGACCGACGUCCCGUGCAGGGGAGGCAUGUCCGCCGUGGUCCGCUGUGUCCCCGGAUCCCAGUUUGCACGUUUCAGCAGAGGACCUGCACCACCUGCUGUAUCGCCUGUAGUGCGACUGAAGGCCGGACCCAGGCUCGGCGAGGGCCGUGUGGAGGUGCUGAGAGAGGGCAAGUGGGGCACCGUGUGUGACCACCUGUGGGACAUGCCAGCAGCCAGCGUGGUCUGCAGAGAGCUGGGCUUCGGCACAGCCAAGGAGGCGCUCACCAAGGCUCAGCUGGGACAGGGCACCGGUCCCAUCCACAUGAACAGCGUGCAGUGCACAGGCAGGGAGCGGUCGAUUACCGAGUGUCGCUACAGAGAGGUGCCACUCUACACCUGCAAACACAGCCAGGAUGUAGCCGUUCGCUGCAACGUCCCCAACACCGGCCUGCAGGCCACGGUGCGUCUGGCAGGAGGCAGAGAGCCUGCAGAAGGUCGUGUGGAGGUGCUGAUGGAGGUGGGAGGAGUGAAGCGCUGGGGCUCCGUCUGCAGUGAGAACUGGGGGAUCAACGAAGCCAUGGUGGUCUGUCGACAGCUGGGCUUGGGCUUCGCCUCCAGAGCUCAUCAGGAGACCUGGUACUGGCCUGGAUCUUCAGACGCCGGUGAGGUGGUGCUGAGUGGGACUCACUGCGCAGGCACUGAGAUGUCCAUCCAGCAGUGUCGCAGAAACACAAACGUCUACUGUCCCAGAGGAGGAGAGGGCAGAGCUGCAGGAGUCACAUGUGUAGAGACUGCUCCCGACCUCGUACUGGACGCUCAGCUCGUCCAAGAGACGGCCUACCUGGAGGAUCGACCUCUCCACCUGCUGACUUGUGCCAACGAGGAGAACUGCUUGUCCUCCUCUGCUGCCAGAAUGAACUGGCCUUACGGACACCGCCGCCUGCUGCGCUUCUCCUCCCGCAUCAUGAACAUGGGUCGUGCCGACUUCAGGCCCCGGGCCACCAGAGAAAGCUGGAUAUGGCACCAGUGUCACAGGCACUACCACAGCAUCGAGGUGUUCACCCACUACGAUCUGCUCACCAUCAAUGGGACAAAGGUAGCUGAAGGUCACAAAGCCAGUUUCUGCCUGGAGGACACCUACUGCCCCGACGGUAUCCAUAAGCGAUAUGCCUGCUACAACAUGGGACAACAGGGUAUCUCAGUUGGCUGCUGGGACACCUACCGCCACGACAUCGACUGCCAGUGGGUGGACAUCACUGACGUACGCCCCGGUGAAUACAUCUUUCAGGUGGAGGUCAACCCUUCUCUAGACAUGGCUGAGUCCGAUUUCCAGAACAAUGUGAUGCGCUGUCGGUGCAAGUACGAUGGAGCACGAGUUUACAUGUUCGGUUGCCAUGCAGCUGAUGCCUACAGCGCCGAGGCGGAGGACCUGUUUGACCACCAACGUCAGAUUUCCAACAACUUCCUGUGAAUUAAGGAACAGCCAGAUUUAAGAACAGAACAACUGUACAACUCCUCGCCACACCUCAGCGUGUCAGGGGAAGGAGGGUGAAUGACAAUGACAUGCCAGUAAACAGAGAGAGGAGGAGGGUGGGGGGAAAAAAAGGGGAGAUGUUUUGGGAGGGAUGGAUGGACUUGAU
This is a messenger RNA of Stegastes partitus (bicolor damselfish), 2986 nucleotides long. Its product is annotated as lysyl oxidase homolog 4-like. The record is from RefSeq and is a predicted model, not a curated record. NCBI's taxonomy places the organism in Eukaryota, Metazoa, Chordata, Actinopteri, Pomacentridae. Gene Ontology annotation, molecular function: copper ion binding; protein-lysine 6-oxidase activity. Bases 70 to 2817 code for a protein of 915 amino acids. The transcript has 15 exons. Gene Ontology annotation, biological process: peptidyl-lysine oxidation; collagen fibril organization. Gene Ontology annotation, cellular component: membrane.